GACCAGAGAAGGGAAAGAAGAGGACUGAAGGAGGGUUCUAGGAGAGCAGCCAUGGAGAAGGAGGAGUUCAUGGCCCAGUUUGGGGAGGGAUAUGGAUACCCUAAUGCUCCCAAGAACAUCGAUGAGAUCAGAGCAACUGAGUUCAAGCGAUUGCAAGGGUUGGUUUAUCUUGAUCAUGCUGGGGCUACGUUGUAUUCGGAGUCGCAGAUUGAGGCCGUCGGAAAAGAUCUCACUUCCAAUGUGUUCGGAAACCCACAUAGCCUGAGUGAUUGCAGCAUUACGACCUCUGAUUUCAUUACCGCAGCUCGGCAGCAGGUUCUUGAUUAUUUUAAUGCGUCUCCAAAAGACUACACAUGCAUAUUUACAUCCGGGGCAACCGCGGCUCUUAAACUUGUGGGGGAAGGCUUUCCUUGGAGCAGAGAAAGCUGUUACAUGUAUACAAUGGAAAAUCAUAACAGUGCCCUUGGAAUUAGGGAAUAUGCUCUUGAGAAAGGAGCUACAGCUCUUGCUAUUGAUAUUGAAGAGGUCGAGUACCCAAGUAUACAAUCCAAAACUCAUGAACCUCGUUUUCAGUUUUUUAAACAUUCUUUGCAGAGAAGAGCUGAAGCCAAAUCUUCAAGCAGUGAUCUGAAUGGUCGCACGUACAAUUUGUUUGCUUUUCCUUCAGAGUGUAAUUUCUCUGGCAGGAGGUUUCAUCUUGACUUGGUGAACAUCAUCAAAGAUGAUCCCGUAAAAAGUUUGGGAGGGCUUUUGCAUGGCCGGGGAUCUUGGAUGGUCUUGAUAGAUGCUGCAAAAGGAUGUGCAACUGAGCCUCUAGAUCUAGCUAGGUAUCCUGCUGAUUUUGUUGUCUUUUCUUUCUAUAAGAUAUUUGGCUAUCCAACAGGUUUGGGGGCUCUCAUUGUUCGAAAUGAGGCAGCCAAGUUUCUUAGGAAAACAUACUUUAGUGGAGGCACGGUCUCUGCUUCCAUUGCUGAUAUUGAUUAUAUCAAAAGAAGGGAUUCUAUUGAACAAUUACUUGAAGAUGGCACUGUCUCGUUCCUGAGCAUAGCAUCAAUUCGUCAUGGUUUCAAGAUAAUUAAUACACUAACUCCCUAUGCUAUUGAUCGCCAUACAAGAUCCCUUGCUACUUAUGUGAGAAAUGCAAUGAUAGACUUGAGGCAUGAAAAUGGAAGAAGUGUUUGCAGACUUUAUGGAAGAGAUUUGACAAAGGUAUCACUGCAUGAUGUGGGUCCAACAAUUACAUUCAACUUGAAAAGGGCAGAUGGAUCAUGGUUUGGAUACCGUGAGGUUGAAAAAAUAGCUUCUUUGUCUGGCAUUCAACUGCGGACAGGUUGCUUCUGCAACCCUGGUGCAUGCGCUAAAUAUCUUGGUCUAUCUCACUCUGAUCUUCUUUCGAACAUAGAGGCAGGACAUGUUUGUUGGGAUGAUUAUGAUAUAUUAAAUGGAAAACCAACCGGUGCUGUUAGAAUAUCAUUUGGUUAUAUGUCGACAUUUGAGGAUGCCGAGAAAUUUCUCAGAUUUAUUGUAAGCUAUUUUGUUAUGAAACCAAAGUUUCUCGAGGAUAGAUACCUUUUGAAGACAAAGGAAUUUCCAUUUGUAGAAAUUGGAGGGAGGUAUUUGCAAACAAAUGUUCAUCUGAAAUCCAUCACAAUUUAUCCUAUAAAAUCAUGUGCUGGAUUUAGCAUGAGCUGCUGGCCCUUAAGCAGUACUGGUCUGCUCUAUGAUCGUGAAUGGCUUUUGAAAGGAUCAAAUGGUGAAAUUUUGACUCAGAAAAAAGUUCCGGAAAUGUGUUGCAUUGAGACAUUUGUUGAUUUAGGGCAGAGAAAACUUCAUGUGGAAUCACCACGAUGCAAUGAGAAAUUGCAAAUAUCUCUUAAUGAAAAUGCGGAAUAUGGUUUAAAUGAAGAAAUGGAUGUCUACGGCCAGAGAUAUAAAGUCCAAAACUAUGAUGGCAAAGUAAACACGUGGUUCACUAAAGCCAUUUCUCGCCCCUGUACCCUUGUUAGAUGUUCAAGUUCCAAUUACCGGCACUGUUUGAGAAAGGGUGGAAGAGAAGACCUGUGCAGAGAUCUACAGUGCCAAUUAAAUUUUGUAAAUGAAGCACAGUUAUUACUAAUUUCUGAAGAUAGUGUCAGCGACCUCAACGACAGAUUGAAAAGAACAGACAGCCGAGGUGUGACAACUGAGUUUUAUGAACCAGCUCCUAUAGACACAAUGAGAUUCCGCCCCAAUCUGGUUAUUUCAGGAGCAAAAUCAUAUGCAGAAGAUAAUUGGGCAAGUGUUCAAAUUGGGGAGGCACAUUUCGUUUCAUUAGGUGGGUGCAAUCGAUGUCAGAUGAUUAAUCUCCAUACAAAAAAUGGUGUAAUCCAGAAAUCAAAAGAACCAUUGGCAACUCUGGCUUCAUACAGGCGUACACAGGGAAAGAUCCUAUUUGGCAUUCUGUUGAGGUAUGAGAAUGGCAAUGUAGAGAAUGGGAAAGGAGACUAUGAAUAUGAAGCACAGGAAAACAGAUGGCUUCAGGUGGGACAAGAGGUGAUUGCCCGUCCAUUAGAAGCUAAACAUGACAGCUGAUAUGGUAAUAAAUCUUAUGAUAUAUAUUUGUGUGUUAUCUACAUGUGAUUAUAAGAAUAAUGUACUUUUUAUCUACUUUGUUUAUCUUAUUUACCAUCUUACAACUUAAUAAUGGUGAAAUGGUGUGAUAUAUGUAUAUUUAGAAUAAUUGGAAAUA
Messenger RNA from Dioscorea cayenensis subsp. rotundata (Guinea yam), 2728 nucleotides. Its product is annotated as molybdenum cofactor sulfurase. The record is from RefSeq and is a predicted model, not a curated record. The transcript has 22 exons. NCBI's taxonomy places the organism in Eukaryota, Viridiplantae, Streptophyta, Magnoliopsida, Dioscoreales, Dioscoreaceae. Gene Ontology annotation, molecular function: pyridoxal phosphate binding; molybdenum ion binding; molybdenum cofactor sulfurtransferase activity. Gene Ontology annotation, biological process: Mo-molybdopterin cofactor biosynthetic process. The coding region runs from base 52 to 2571 and encodes 839 amino acids.